GCCGGAUGCUCAUCACGCUGUGCUACCUGUACCUGUGGGCGCGCUGGGGGCGCGGGCCGGCGGCGCAGGUGCGCUCCACGCUGUGGCGGCUGCGCUCCUCCCGCUGCUCCUUCACCUUCUGCGGCGCCGGCGCGCGGCCCCGGGGCUCCCGCGUGUGUCUGCGGCGCGGCGGCCGCGUCUUCUGCGUCGGCGACAGCCAGUGCGUGGACGACCUGAGCAGGUGGGCCCUGGCGCUGGCCUCGCCCUGCGUGCUGGACGCCGCUGAGCACAUCGCCUUCGUGACCGAGAGCAUCCGGGCUCAGGGAGAGCCCCCACAGCACCCCGCUUCCUCCUCGGGACCUGUGGUGCACUGGGCGGACUGCUGCCUGCCGCUGGCGCUCAGGCCCGGGGAGCCACACCAGAGCCUCGCCCGGGCCAGCGUGGAGGACUUCAGCAGGCUGGGCGCCGCCUUCAUGGAGGACAGGCUCUACAUGGCCGACGGGCUGGUGGCCCAGAGGAUUGUCUCCGUGCACCUGCAGGACUCCACUCUGAAGGAGCUGGCCGCCCGGUGCCCCCAGCAGCCCCCCGAGUCUCCUGGAGCCCCCCCGGGGCCGGACGCGAUGGCCCAGGCAGGCAGAGAGGGCCCCCAGCCGCCCGGCCUGGAGAGCGACUGCUGUCCCCUCCACCUGUCCAGCUGCCGCGAGUGCCUGCAGCUGGAGAGCAGCACCAUCGAGUCGGUGCGCUGCGCCUCGGAGGAGAACUUCGCGGAUCUUCGCAGCCAGGACGCCGCUGACGCCGCCGAGGGCAGCGAGGACCCCCGCCCCGCGCGGGGAGAGCAGCCCCCCGGCCUCAGGCCCAAGCCCCCCAACGUCCUCGUGUACGUGGGCCCCGCCUCCCAGGAGGCGGCGGGCAGGUGCGGACAGGUGCGCCGGGCCCUGGAGGACUGCGUGGGCGCCGAGCGCUACGCCGUGUAUCCCCUGAGCCCCGACAGCGCGCUGCGGGACCCCUGGCCGGACAACUGCGUCCUUCUCGUCCUCGCAGCCCGGGACCCGCUCCCCGAGCCGCUGCUGCGCCGGGUGCUGGACUUCCUGGCCGCUGGGGGCCGGGUGCUGGGCCUCUGUGCCGCCCUGGAGCUGGGCGGUUGGCAGCUGGCACCUGGGGCCCCUGGCCAAGUCCUCAGCCUGGCCGUGUCCCCCUCAGUGGCGGCCGGGCGUGGGCCCCUGCGCCUCAGCGCCCUGGGCAGCGGCCGGGUUUUCCGCCAGGAGCCAGGGCAGGAGGUGCGGCCUGGCCAGCUGGAGGGCUUCCUGGAAGGGGUUACCAGGGACCGGCUGAUCGUGCAGGUGCCUUACGGGUCGAGCGGCGGGCAGGCUGUGCUGUGUCAGGUCCACCUGGAGCUGCCCCCCGGCUCGGCAGACGUGCAGACACAGGAGGACUUGCAGCUACUCAGGGCCAGUGACGACAGCCGGGUCCAGGUCCUGCGGGAGAUCCUGGCGGCACUGGGCCUGAGCUGCCACAGGACGCGGGUGCCCAGCCUGACGCCACUCUACCUGCUGUGCGUGGAGGAGGACGGCCGGCCUCGGCUGAAGCAGUGGCUGCUGCAGCACGUGGACGCCGAAGGCUGCCUCAGGUCCGGCAAACUGGGCCUCAAGUUCGUCCCCUCCUGCACAGCGGGGCUGGAGGUCACCCCCUCCCUGAUGCCCGUGGUGACCGACGCGGAGACCUUCUCCUCGGAGCACUUCAGCCUCGGCGUCUACCGGGAGAACCUGCACACGCAGCACCUGGGCAAGACCGUCCUGUUUGCCGAGGUCACUCCCACCACCAUGAGUCUUCUGGAAGGGCUGAUGUUCCAGGCACCGAGGGACAUGGGGUUCAUUGCCAUCGCUGGCCGCCAGACUCAGGGCCGAGGCAGGGGCAGAAAUGCCUGGUUGAGCCCUGCGGGCUGCGCGCUCUUCACGCUGCUGGUGACCGUCCCCCUGAGGUCCCCGCUGGGUCAGAGGAUCCCCUUUGUGCAGCACCUGGCGUCCUUGGCUGUGGUAGAGGCGGUCAGGUCCCUGCCGCAGCACCAGGACAUCAACUUACGAGUCAAAUGGCCCAAUGACAUUUAUUACAGCGACCUGAUGAAGAUUGGCGGGGUUCUGGUGAACUCCACGCUGAUGGGAGAGACAUUCUAUAUACUUAUCGGCUGCGGCUUCAAUGUGACCAAUAGCAACCCCACCACCUGCAUCAACGAGCUGCUGGCGGAGCACAGCCGGCAGCACGGGGUCCCCCUGCCGCCCCAGCGGCCCGACGCGCUGGUGGGCCGGACAGUCACCGUGCUGGAGCGACUGAUCACCGCCUUCCAGGACCAGGGGCCCGACAGCGUGCUCCCUCUCUACUACAGAUACUGGGUGCACAGCGCCCAGAAGGUCCGGCUGGGAGGCGCCGAAGGCCCCGAAGUGUCAGUGGUCGGGCUGGACGACUCUGGCUUCCUGCAGGUGCUCCAGGAGGACGGAGAGGUGGUGUCGGUGCACCCGGACGGCAACUCCUUUGACAUGCUGAGGAACCUCUUGGUGCCCAAGCAGCGCUAGUGGUCGGGACGCCCCUCUGUCCAGGCUGAAAUGGGGGGAGGUUGAGGGUUUCCCCACACACAAACACACAUCCUGACACUGGAGCCUUGGAGUCACUUUCUCCUGGGUGGCCAUAUAGACCGGUCACCCCCAAAGAAUGAGAAUAAGGCAGCACCGGAGCUCCCUCCAGCGCUGCGACCAUGUCCUAGGCCAGGGGGGCUCGAACCUGGGGCCAGGCAGUCACAGCAAAGAAAGCUCCCCCCACCCCAGGUGAGCUAGCUACUGGCUCUCGCUGGCUUCCUUUUUCUUUCUUUCUUUAUUUGAGAGAGGAGAGACACCACGGCACUGUGUGGCCGGCCGCAGAGCUUCCUCUGGGGCCAAGGUGCUCUCUUGUGGUGUCAGGGCUCGGACCCGGGGUCCUCCGGCGUGAUAGAUAAGGCAUGCUCUCAAUUGGGCGAGCUGUCUCCUGGUCCCCUUCCUUUGCUUUUCUUUUGUCAGUGAAGGCAAGAGAUGGUGGUCUCCAUACCUUUCGUUGUUUGUGACCAGGGGUGGAGCCAGGAGCCCUGGGGGCGUGGGUGAUGCGGGGUGUGUGGGGGUCCUCCCUGCUGCCUCCCCAGGUCGCUCCCUGUAGAAUACCACCAGUUCAGAGCCUUAAAAGAGUGUGCUCAGACGCUGAUGCUCUCAGAACCUCAGAACAAAAGAAAGGAAGCCUUUUGAUGCACGCCCCCUCCCAGAUGGCCACCAUGCUUUUUCCUGCCCAGUGGACAGGCAGGGGGG
Messenger RNA from Erinaceus europaeus (western European hedgehog), 3302 nucleotides. RefSeq names its product holocarboxylase synthetase (gene HLCS). Gene Ontology annotation, biological process: protein modification process. Lineage: Eukaryota; Metazoa; Chordata; Mammalia; Eulipotyphla; Erinaceidae. The transcript is spliced from 12 exons. Gene Ontology annotation, cellular component: cytoplasm. The coding region runs from base 6 to 2546 and encodes 846 amino acids. The record is from RefSeq and is a predicted model, not a curated record. Gene Ontology annotation, molecular function: biotin--[biotin carboxyl-carrier protein] ligase activity.